Molecule: messenger RNA, 4306 nt
Organism: Pieris rapae (cabbage white)
Lineage: Eukaryota; Metazoa; Arthropoda; Insecta; Lepidoptera; Pieridae
Gene: Hsepi
Product: D-glucuronyl C5-epimerase B
Exons: 8
Coding region: 270-1961 (563 amino acids)
Biological process (GO): heparan sulfate proteoglycan biosynthetic process
Cellular component (GO): Golgi apparatus
Molecular function (GO): heparosan-N-sulfate-glucuronate 5-epimerase activity
Source: RefSeq, a predicted model, not a curated record
CUUGUUUUUUAAUUCUAAUUAUAAUUUAUAUAGUAUGUUUAUUGAAAUGAUCACGCAAAGUGUAUAUUAUGUCGAUUGUUAAACAGAAUAUAUUUUAAAUAUAUGUAUAACAGUAUUGUAAUAGUUUAAAUAUCUUAUGAAAAGCGAAAGCUAUUAAAAUACUAUGAUGUCAACUGAAUCGCAUAUAAUCUAGUGCCAAAUGAUACCGCAAUGUGAACAAAAUAUUUAUUUUUGGCUCUCACGAAUGGCCCGCUCUGUAAAAAGCAGCAAUGAUGUUGAUGCGGUGGAAUAUGCGAUUAGGCCUAGCUGCACUCUGUGGUGGAGCACUACUGGUCAUGCUGUAUUGGAGUCGGUGCACAGAUAUAACACUGAGACCUAGUAAGCCGUCAAUUGGUUCAAUAUUAAACAAGGAUCAGGCCAAGCACAAUAAGGAGAACAUAGAGUGCCUGAUCAAUGGGGAAUACUCGGUGGUGUGUCAUCGUGAUCAUGACGAGGUCUAUCUCCCCUUCUCAUUUAUACACAAGUAUUUUGAGGUAUACGGCAAAAUAACGCCAGCGGACGGCGUCGAAAGAUUUGAAUGGUCGCACAGUUAUAGCAAGGUGUAUCAUCCAAAAAAGAUUUACGAUCCCCGUGGUACGUUUGCCACCUUCGAGAACUAUAACGUAGAAGUAAGGGACCGGGUGAAAUGCAUCAGCGGCAUAGAGGGAGUGCCCGUCUCCACUCAAUGGGAGCCCAAAGGUUUCUUCUACCCGACUCAGAUAGCCCAGUUCGGUCUCGCACAUUAUAGUAAGAAUCUCACAGAGCCCGAGCCGAGAGUCAGGAUAAUCGACGAUGGAGAAAAAAACUUGGGGAACUGGAUCGUCAGCACAGACGCGACUCUAUCCCGCGAAUUCGACACGGAAUUGAAAUCGAAUAUUUUAAGAUUUACGACGUCUGACCAGGCCUCAAGUCAGGUGUGGUGUAAGGUUAACAUCAGCCAGGACUUUGUGCUAAGUCUGGAUUUGCGCUUGAAACCGAACUCCUCCUUGACAGUUGUUUUGCAGAAUAAAGAUAAGAAAGAAACCGUCUACUUGCAUUACGUCACCAGUCUUCAGCUUAUUUAUGCAUUGGAUGACCACAUAUAUUACGGUAUCGGUGUUGAAAACAAGUGGCGGCGACUUACCCGCGAUCUAAUCACGGACAUGCAGAAAGGCUGGGCGCUACUUGAUAAGGCGAAGCGGAAAUCACCUAGAAGUAAAUUUAAGAUAUCCAGUAUAAUUCUGAUGGGUGAGGGCAGCGCGGCCAACAUCCGUGUGUCGACAAGCGAGCACAUGGCGCAUUUCUUUGCGGCCGCCCGUUGGCUCGUGACUACGCAGCGAGCGCGCGGCGGAUGGCCCGUGCGAGCCAGGAGGCGAGUGGCGUCGCGGGUGCCAGAUCUCAGAGCUGGGUGGCACUCGGCAAUGAGCCAAGGACACGGCAUCUCGGUGCUGGCCCGAGCCUUCCACCGCAGCAAAGACGUGACGUAUCUACGAGCCGCCCAACGCGCUCUGCACCUCUUGGACGUCCCCAGCUCGGCUGGAGGAGUCAAAGCCAUGUGGAUGGACAAAUAUGUUUGGUACGAGGAAUACCCGACGAAGCCACCCCUGUUCGUGCUGAACGGCUUCAUCUACACUCUCCUCGGGCUCUAUGACCUUCACGUGAUCGAAGGAGACAACUCCAUCUCACUCGCCAAGAAGAUGUUCGACGACGGUAUGCUUUCCCUCAAAACCCUGCUACCCAUCUUCGACACGGGCAGCGGGAGUUUCUACGAUUUGCGCCAUUUCACUUUAGGCGUCAGUCCCAACAUCGCCAGGUGGGACUAUCACGCGACUCACGUCAACCAGCUGUAUCUUCUGGCAGGUUUGGACCCAGAUCCCAUUUUGAUAAACACGGCGAAACGCUGGGAGGGAUAUAUGCAAGGAAAACGGGCUGCACAUAAUUGAACCAUUUCUAUUUCACCCCGUUGACUAACUUUCUGGAUUGGUCUUAAUGAAACUAAAAUUUAGAAAAAAGCAGAUUUCUUGAAUGUAAAACUGAAUUUAAGAUUGGCUGUGUGUUUGAUAGUUUCGAAACGAAUCUCAAUGUGAACAGAAAACUCAAAUAUUCCAGAUGUGACCAUGAAGCUCUUAUAGGAUACUUUAAUUUUAAUAUAUUAGGAUUAAAUGGGCACCCCUAUUGAUAUUCCAAUUCCUAAUAAAUUCUAUUUUGGUGAUUUAAUUAAAAACCUUAAUUGAAUAAACUACUUUGAUUCUUUAGAGGAACAAUUCGUUUCGUGGACAUUCUUGCCUGUACACAUGUGAUGAGAUACUCUGGUAUCAAAGUGAAAGAGUCGGCUAAUGCUUGUAAAACUAACAAACUUCUGAAAAGACGGAUCACUUGAAUAGAUUUUAAAACUAAGACUGAAUGUUUCUAUUUCGCUGUAAAUAAUUUAGUUAUGUAUAAUUCACAUAUCUGGUUCGAUGCCUGUAUACAUUUGGGGUGAGUUAUAAAAAUUUAAAGAUGAUGAUGAUCUUAGUUCUUUAUCGUGAUGGGCAACAAAUGUCUACUAGUGUCGAAUAUUUUACUUUAAUGUGAUGAAAGAGUACUUAAUGUAAAUACACUGAAACAUAUCGAUUUAAUUGAAAAAUCUUCGUACUUAAAUUGUGCCCCAAAUCCAUUUCUUGAACCAGCCAUAGAACCAAUGUUGAUGAUGCUAAUGUGAUGAUGGACUCACUAAAAUCGGCUUCAAUAUCUUCGGUACAAAUUUAUUACCUCAAUUGGUAAUAAUAAUUGCGAUUUGUAUGAUGAAAUAUAUUUUAUUUUUCAAUCAAAGGGACCAUUUAACAAAAUUCUUGUCGCUAACCAGAACAAGUAUUUGAAUAUUAAAACAACAAACAAACAAUUCUCAAAAUAAUGAAAAUUCUAAAAAUUAGAAGUUUUUAAAAAUAUUUUUGUUAGUUUAUUCUGGCAAUGUUAAUUAUUGGAGAGUUCAACAUAACAUACUUAUAAACUAACAAUUUAAAUAUUGCCUACCCUCUUUUUGAUUAAAAUUGCUGUGAGUACCAAACUAAUCGUAUUAGUUUCUAUUAUUAGUAUUCCAUUACUUUCGGUUGUGACACGAAGCACAAAUUUAUAUUUAUUAAAUAAUGUUAAGUUUACGAAUUGACUUCCAAUCUGAAAAACCAGUUUAAUAUUAACUAGCACCUAACAAUGUUUCUUUCUUGCCUUAACCUGUGGUCUUGCCAUAAAUUAAACAAUCACAUUUCUUGAUAUUACAUUGAUAUCUAUAAAACGGUGUAUUUAAACGUUUAAGCGUCGUCUACCGAACUAUAAUUUAUUAUUUCCUAUUUAUUUAGACGUAUAUUAUUUAUUAUUAACAUAAGAAUUAACCCCUAGCUAAGUAAGACCUCUGUGUAUUGAGAAUUCAAGUAUUAUGUCACGCAAUUUUUGGAUAUUCUUAACACCCCCUCCCCCAUUUACCGCGCCGUAAUCUUUUUCUGUACCAAUAGUAAAACGUUUCGUUACAACCCAUUGACUCAUUAAACCUAAAAUUUGCCAUUUAUGAGGUGUAAAGUAUCGGAAAGUCGAAAAUAAUAUUAAUAAUAACGCAUAAUUCAAUCCCCGAAAACCCGAAAAUUCUUUACAUAAUACUUGAAAGUAAAAAUAACUUGAUCACGGCUACCCCAAUUGCAUUCCAAAUGUAGAUGAGCUUAGAUAUUCCUUAUAAUUAUAUGUUGACUUAAACUUGUUAUUGUAUAGAUAAACUAUAAUACUCUUUAUUUAUUCCUAAAGAACCUGCAAUUUAAUGGUAGGUGCUAAUGGAGGUACGGAGUCGUCCAUUAAGUUAUACAUUAACUUAGUUAAGCAAACUGCAAUUAGCUGAGUUUCCUAACAUAUAAAUCUCUAUUAGUAAAGAGCAGUGAUCUUUGCUUCGUUUUAAUGUUAUUACUUUUUUCUCUUAAUGAACGACUCUGCGUACCGCUUUAAAACGAUCAUACAAUGUUAUUUCCUACUUCUUGGAAUUCUCAGCUAAAUAUCCCCGCAAGAGUUUAUGGAUAAGCGAGCGUUGUCUAAUGUGACGUUUACAUACAAAACGUCACAUUAGAAUAUGAAUAAAUAAGCGAAUGAAUAGAAAUCUUAUCAACGACAAUUAAUGCUGUCUCAGCAUCUUUUAGAAACUUCAAAAUAUAUAUUUAGUAGUGAGAAUUUCCAAGAAUAUCCCUACACCUCCAGUCAAUACAUAUUUUUAAGUCGUAGUUUGUAGCAUGAUAGGGUGGCACCUGUGAAUGACAAUAAAAUAUCGCAAUCA